UGAGCAGGCCCAUUGAAACUACUCUAAGUUGAUGGAAAACUACACCUACAAUAGCUUUACACUCCAGCUGCAGGGGUUAAAUAUUUCAAAAGAGUCUAUCUACCCUGUCUAUCUCUUUUUCUUGUUCUCCUACCUGUUUAUAAUGGUCACAAAUGUGGGCAUUACUGUUCUGAUUUUCAUUGACAAGAACCUUCACCAGCCUAUGUAUCUUCUUUUUCGCAACCUGCUAAUCACUGACAUACUUGGAAACUCUAUCAAGUUGCCCCGUUUACUAUUAGACAUGUUGCGGCCUCCCUCUGAGCGCCUCAUCAGUUAUUAUGAAUGUGUGGUUCAAGCUUUUACCACACACAUGUACGGUACUGCUUCUCAUACUGUGCUCAUGAUUAUGGCUUUUGACAGAUAUGUGGCUAUCUGCAAUCCACUACGCUAUUCAACCAUAAUGAAUGACAAAAUGGUAAUGAAGCUGACAGUUUCUGCCUGGGGAGUGGCCUUUGUUUUGGUUGGGAUUCUUCUCGGUCUGACCAUACGGCUGAACCGAUGCAGGACUCUGAUCAUGAAUGCUCACUGUGACAAUGCCGGGCUGUUUAAGCUUUCCUGUGAGAAUGUGUUUAUUAAUAAUGUCUAUGGCCUCACAUUCACUGUGGUCCUUUUUACCGGUUCUAUAGGCAGCAUGGUUCUCACAUAUACUAAGAUUACAGUAGUCUGUCUGACUAGCAAUAACAGGUCUUUGAACAGUACAGCCUUUAAGACCUGCAGCACUCAUCUCUUUGUAUAUCUAAUUAUGUUCUUAUGUGGUAUGUUUGUUAUCAUCCUGCAUCGCUUUCCUCAGUACUCAGACUACAGAAAACUCUGUAGCAUUUUGUUUCACAUCGUCCCUGGCAGUCUUAAUCCCAUUAUUUACGGUGUACAGUCAAAAGAGAUGAAAAAGUUUUUUUUAAAGUUGUUUAAAUCCAAAAACACUUUACCACUGAUAUGAAGUUAGUUAACAACUUUUUUUGUGCAUUUUUCAGUAUGAAUAAUAAUCAAUGUUUGCAUGUUUGUCUGAAUGUUUCAAUAUAUGUGGGAUAGUCAGUGGAAAAAAACCUUUAGAAUCACAAGAAGUGUAAUAAAAUAAAGUUACAAUUAGAU
Molecule: messenger RNA, 1128 nt
Organism: Larimichthys crocea (large yellow croaker)
Lineage: Eukaryota; Metazoa; Chordata; Actinopteri; Sciaenidae
Product: olfactory receptor 146
Exons: 2
Coding region: 32-976 (314 amino acids)
Biological process (GO): detection of chemical stimulus involved in sensory perception of smell; G protein-coupled receptor signaling pathway
Cellular component (GO): membrane
Molecular function (GO): odorant binding; olfactory receptor activity
Source: RefSeq, a predicted model, not a curated record